Messenger RNA from Adelges cooleyi (spruce gall adelgid), 1583 nucleotides. Its product is annotated as very-long-chain 3-oxoacyl-CoA reductase-like. The record is from RefSeq and is a predicted model, not a curated record. Bases 426 to 1412 code for a protein of 328 amino acids. The transcript is spliced from 7 exons. Gene Ontology annotation, molecular function: oxidoreductase activity. Lineage: Eukaryota; Metazoa; Arthropoda; Insecta; Hemiptera; Adelgidae. Gene Ontology annotation, cellular component: endoplasmic reticulum.
GUUAAAAACAACAAGUCAUUAAUUCAUUACAUGUUUCCAACGACACGGGUAAUUAUGUAUGCACACAUUUUGGAUAGGCGGAAAAAGCAUUAUAGGUGGGUUAGUAGUGCGUUUGUUCAAGAGGGGUCAAACUUUGUCGACAAAACAAUAAUUUUCUCAAAUCAAUACCGCAGUCGAUAGGUUAAAAACUAUAGAGAGGCAUUUUUUUUUGUAAAAUUUUGUUAGUAUAAAAAUUUUCUACCGUGUGUUUCGUUUACUCUUCUCAGUUUUUUUACACUCGAGCGUUUUUAUUUAAUAUUUUUAUUUAUUAAAUUAUUCCAUAUUCAAAUAAUGGACAGAAACUUAAAAAUUAGUUUGUGAUGUCCACCGCAAAUUAUUAGGUUUGAAUACAUUUUUCUGUUAAAAAUUGAUCGUUACCAAUCACUAUGGCAUGUUGCUUCAGUUCAAUGAACACUGUGGAAAUCAUAGGAUUCGUUUUUAUUUGUGUAAUAUGUCUUAAGCUAACGCGGUUCGUACUAAAAUUCUCAUAUCAAGAGCUUCUUGCACCGUUUCUACAUUUCAACGUCGACUUUAAGAAAACUGGAAAAUGGGCAGUUAUAACAGGUUCUACUGAUGGAAUUGGAAAACAAUAUGCCGAACAGUUGGCCGGUAAAGGUAUGGAUGUGGUACUCAUCAGCAGGACUAGAUCCAAAUUGGAGAGUACGGCCGAUGUAAUAAGAAACAAAUACGGAGUGAACGCGAAAAUCAUAGAAGUGGAUUUCACCGACAACAACCCUGAUGCCAUGUACGACCGUGUGGCAAAAGAACUGCGGGACUUGGAUGUAGGAACGUUGAUCAACAACGUUGGACUGUGCAAUCCCUAUCCGGAUUACUUUUUGAACUUCGACCAAAACGAUCCGCUGUACGAUAACAUCAUCAAAUGCAAUAUCGUGUCGGUGGUAAACAUGUGCAGGAUAGUUAUGCCUGGUAUGGUCCAUCGCCGUCGGGGAGUAAUCGUAAACGUGUCAUCAGCGUCGGCCGAAUUACCGUCUCCGUUGUUAACGGUUUACGGUGCUACCAAGGCGUUUGUCAACAAGUUCAGCAUCGACUUGGCUACCGAGUACAACCGACACGGUAUUAUUGUACAGUGUGUUACACCUGGUUUCGUCGCAACCAACAUGAGCAAAAUCAGAAAGGCGUCACUGGUGAUCCCUAGUGCCGAAACGUUUGUCCAAUCAGCUCUUCAGACUACCGGCAUCAAAAACGUAACCGCAGGAUAUUUUCCACACUCUGUUUUCAUGAAAUGUAUUCAACUGGCUGAAGGCAUAUGUCGUCCAUUUUUAGCUAAAAUAGAAAUUAAAGUUUUACUCGCAGCUCGUGAAAGAUUAAAAAAACAAAUGGUUCGCAAAGAACAAAAGAACUUGAAGGAAUAAAAAACAAUUGCUUAUGGAAACGAAUUAUACACAUAUUAUUCGUAUUAAACUGGUACUUUCAUUGUAAAACAAUUGUUUUAUACAAUUUUAUUAUUUAUUUAAUUUCAAUAAAGCAAGAAUGAUGUGUUAUUACUUUAUAAUUAUAACGUGCUAGUUAAAGCAGUAUAAGAA